This is a messenger RNA of Anarrhichthys ocellatus (wolf-eel), 10595 nucleotides long. RefSeq names its product Usher syndrome 2A (autosomal recessive, mild) (gene ush2a). The record is from RefSeq and is a predicted model, not a curated record. The coding region runs from base 1 to 10554 and encodes 3517 amino acids. NCBI's taxonomy places the organism in Eukaryota, Metazoa, Chordata, Actinopteri, Perciformes, Anarhichadidae. Gene Ontology annotation, molecular function: protein binding. The transcript has 59 exons.
AUGAAGUCUGUUCCCUGCAUUAAGCUGAAAAUACACACAGUGAAGCUGGUCAGCACAAAUGUAGGUCUCACUCUGACUGAUUUUCAGGUCCACGACAGACGUGCGAGUCUAUUCCUGGAUGGGCUUGAGGAGGAUGGGACACCAUUUGGCACACAACCUCUGACCGCCGGGCUCCCUGAUAUCAGCGAGGAUGGUGCAAUGUGGGUGGGACUCAGCUCCAACGGGUCUAAUCAGUUCAUUGGACGGAUGCAGGACUUUAGAUUUUAUCCUGCCACUCUGACCAACAGGGAAAUAGUGGAGGUGUACUCGGGGGCUCUGCCUGAUCUCCAUGCCCAGUCAGAGUGUCGCUGUCCUCCCAGUCACCCCAAAGUACACCCUUUAGUUGAGAGAUACUGCAUUCCCAAUGGUGUUGAGGACACCACCAAUGAUAGAGUCUUAAGACUCAACCUUAAUGCCCAUCCACUAAGUUACAUCAAUGAUCAGGACAUGGGCACCACAUGGCUUUCUAAGAUCAUGACCACACAGGAACUGGAUGAAGGAGUCACUAUUACCGUGGAUUUGGCGAAUGGACAAUAUCAGAUAUUCUAUGUUAUACUACAGUUUGGUGCGCUCUUGCCUGAGUCAGUGCUGAUCCAAAGACGAACGCUUGACGUCACAGAGCUUGAGAGUGGCACCUCUACUCAACAGCCCUGGUUGGACUGGCAAUAUAUGGCCACAAACUGCAGUGUGUUUGAAAUGCAAAACAACGGGCCUUUACUGAGACCAGACUCCGUCAACUGUCUGCAGCUGCCCAGCGAUGUUCCCUUCUCAGGCGGUAACAUCAUAUUCAGCCUGCUGACCCCCGAGCCAAACCUCAGGCCAGGCUAUAAUGACUUCUACAACACUCCUGCCCUGCAGAAGAUGGUACAUGCCACCCAGGUCAGGAUACACCUGAGUGGACAGUCCCACACCGCAGCAACCGGGGUGAACCAGCGACACAGAUACUAUGCCAUCAAUGAGGUCACCGUCAGUGGCAGAUGUGAGUGUCACGGCCAUGCAGACCACUGUGACACCAGCGUGACGCCCUACCGCUGUCUGUGUCUGCCUGAGAGCCACACGGAGGGAAACCUUUGCCAGCGUUGUGCGCCCCUCUACAAUGACAAGCCAUUCAAGUCAGGUGACCAGCUCCAGCCUAUGAACUGCCGGUCUUGUCAGUGUCAUGGCCACGCCCCCACCUGUCAUUAUGAUGUCAGAGCCGAUGACCAGCCAGAUGAGCACUAUCGAGGAGGAGGAGGCGUCUGUGACAACUGCAUGCACAACACCACGGGUAAGAACUGUGAGCUGUGUAUCAGUGGGUUUUUCAGGCUGGAGGGAUCUGAUCCCACUUCAGUUUCUUUGUGUCAGCCUUGCAACUGCAACACUGCUGGGACUGUCAACAGCAGCAUGGAGUGUGCCCAGGUAGGACGUCAGUGUCAAUGUAAGGCUGCAGUAACAGGUCAGCGGUGUGUAGACUGUUUGCCUGGUUGGUAUGGUCUCAAAGCUUCAAAUCCAAAUGGCUGCACCCGCUGUAACUGCAGUGACAUUGGCAUCAUCAGCACCUCAACGGGAGUUCCCAGUUGCAACCAGGACACAGGACUGUGCCAGUGUAAACCCCAUGUCACAGGUCUGUCUUGUGACCGCUGUGAGUUUGGUUAUUGGAACCUGUCCCACCCAGACGGCUGCAUCCAAUGUGACUGUGACCCCCUAGGUUCCCUCAGCCCGUUUUGUGAGCCUGAGGGGGGGCAGUGUGAGUGUAAGCCUGGGGUGGGGGGGCAACGCUGUGACUCUUGUGGCAGGGGUUCGUAUGGUCUAAGACUGGAGGGAUCCUGUGCCCCCUGCAACUGCUCACAAGAAGGGACAGUACCUGGGACAGACUGCGAUCCUCACACAGGAAAUUGUGUGUGUAAGGAACAUGUGGAAGGCCUUCGCUGUGACUCUUGUCAUCAUGGUUACCACACCCUGGAGCAGCGGAACUCCCUGGGCUGUCUGCCGUGUGCGUGUGACAUCCAUGGCACUGUGCCAGAGGGUGUAUGUGAUAUGUGGACCGGACAAUGCCCUUGCAGAGAAGGGGUGGAGGGAGCACGGUGUACCAACUGUGCCCAUAACUACUACAACAGGAGCUUACACGUGCAGAAGGGGUUGUCCCACGGCUGUGUGCCAUGUAUUUGUGACCUCAGAGGAUCAGUGACUGGGUCGGUAUGUGACAGCACCACAGGGCAGUGUGUUUGUGUCCCUACACGCUAUGGAAAGGACUGCAGUAGCUGCCGACCUGGCUUUUACCUCUCACCAGAUCAGAGUGCCUGUGCAGAGUGUGACUGCCAUCCGAUGGGAGCAUCACAGCGUGGUUGUGAGAGCCAGACCGGACAGUGUGUGUGUGCCCAUCCCUCAGUGGGAGGGCGACGCUGUGACCAGUGUCGUGAGAUGUUCUUCGGAUUCAACCCUGGCCUGGGCAGAUGCCAGCCUUGUGCAUGUGAGCCGAUGGGCAGUGUCAAUGGUUCAUGUCAACCAGACUCAGGAGUCUGUGUGUGUAAGCUGCUGGUAACUGGAGACCAGUGUGAUGUGUGUCAACCUGGAGCGAGUCAUUUGGACCCUGAGAGCCACUUUGGCUGCAGUAAAGCACCCUCCCAGCAACCUGCACCAGUGGGUUUUGCUCUCAGUUAUUCCUCAUUUCGUCUCUCUUGGCAUCCGCCUGACUCCCCGAAUUCAAACAGACUCAACUACACACUCGUCAGGGAUGGACAGUCAGUGCAUAGCAUCCAGAGUCACUAUCCUUUCAGCCCUGAAUCAUUUGAAGACACCGUUUUGUUUCCCUAUACCAACUACUCUUACUGGCUUGUAACGGCUAAUGUGGCCGGUGCGACAAUAAGUGCAUCAGCCUCAUACCAAACUUUGGGUGCACCGCCAGAAGUAGAACAGCUCCAUUUAAAUAUUGUAGGACGACCCAGUCCAACCACUGCUAGCUUUGACUGGAGCACGCCACCAAAUGAUACAGGCCCAGUGGAAAGGUUUGUCCUAUCAUCCAUGGAGUCUAGUGGAGCAGAGUCUGUCAUUCACUACACAGGCCUAUCUACAGAGGCUGUGGCAAGCGGCCUAAAGCCCUUCACCCAAUACACUGUAACACUGGAGGCGUGCUCCUCCGGUGGGUGCACUUCUACCCCACCGUUGUCUCUUCUGACAGCCUCUGCCCCCCCACAAAACCAGCCCCCACCCAGAGUCACUGCUGCGGGACCUCAUACACUGCAUGCUUCCUGGGAGCCCCCCAGUCAGCCAAAUGGUGUUAUCACAAGGAACGAGGUUUUUCUUCGCGGACCAAUGGAAUCACAGAAUCCUUCAAGCCCAGCUGUUGAGAAGCGAGUGUUUGUCAGCACUGGUUGGCUUGAUCCAAGUGUUUCCCUAGAAGAACAGCUUACCAAUAGGAGCUCAGUCUCGCCCCCUGAGAACAAUGCCGUUGCAGGAGAUCUGCAGGCGUUUUCCACCUAUCAGAUGAGAGUUGUGAGCAUCAAUAUGGCAGGAAGUGUCACGUCCGGCUGGGCCACAGCACGCACCAUGGAGGGAGUCCCAGAGUUGAUGACUCCUCCAGAAGUGUCUGCACUGUCAUCCACCAGUCUCAAGGUUUCAUGGAGUACUGCUGAGGGUCAAGGGAUCAUUGCCAGAGGACUGGUCACAGAAUUUCGGGUCAACUUGCUCAAUAAACAGACCAACAAUCCCUACGCUCCUCCGGUUAUUAGUCAGGUCUUACACAGGGUGGGACCAUUGUCACAGCCUGUUCAUUUAGUGAAAGGACUGAAGCCUUACCAUGUGUACAACUUCACCAUUACGCUCUGUACAAAGACAGGUUGCAUUUCCAGUCUGCCAAGCACAGGGUGGACCCUACCAGCAGCUCCAACAGGACUGUCUCCUCCUCAGUUACAUCCAGUAAAUAAAACCACCAUUCAGAUAGACUGGGACCCCCCAGCCCAACUCAAUGGACCAGACCCACUAUAUCAGGUGGAGAGGUCAGACGUCUCUCUCUCUGACCCACAAGGUCCAGUUGUCAGAGGAACCAGAUUCUCAGGAAACGGUUACUACCAGUUUCCCAGUGACACCCUUCCUGUCAACACUGACUUCACAGGUGUUGAGUUGAGUUUCAGUACUCGGUCCCCAGAUGGCCUGCUGCUCUGUGCCUUCUCUCCAGGAAAUCAGGAAGAGUUCCUGGCCAUUCAGCUCAAAAAUGGACGCCCCUACUUUUUGUUUGAUCCACAGGGCUCAGCGGUGGCUGUGAGUGUACAGGGUGAUGGAGGGCGCCGCUACAAUGAUGGACAAUGGCACAGCAUCAUAGCAACAAGGCGAGGGGCCGUGGGAACAAUCGUUGUAAACAAUCAAUACAGAGGAAGUGCGGCAGCUUCCAGCGGCAGCACCAUCAUUGGAGAAAACACAGGGAUGUUCAUUGGAGGGCUGCCGGGAGACUUAACUUUGCUAAGGGAGGAUUCAGGGGAUGCUCGGCUAGUGCAACAGCGUUUCUCUGGUUGCCUCAGAGACUUGAGUUUUAAGAUGACUGACAGCCCGUCAGAGGAAUGGAAAUCUCUAGACUGGGCUAAAGCCACAAAGAAGGUGGCAGUGUAUGAAAGCUGGGAGGGAUGCCCAAUUCAAACUGUAGAAGGAGCCCAUUUUCUGGGUCAUGGUUUCUUGGAGAUGGCCAGAGAUGUAUUCAGUGGAGGACAGGACUUUGACAUUUAUAUGGAUUUCAGAACAGACCAGCUCGAUGCACUUUUACUCUUUACAUACAACACACAAACUGAUGACUAUAUGCUGGUGGAGCUGGAAGCCGGCCUCCUGACGUUCAUUCUUGCCGCUGAAGGUCAAGUGACUGAACUCAGUGUGUGGGUGGGGCUUAGCUACUGCGAUGGAGACUGGAAACCACUUUCACUGGCGAAACACGGCUCGCUCAUUUCUGCAGCAGUCAGUGACUGGGCAGAGGAGACAAGGGGAGCGGGAGAGGCAGUGAGGCUGAGAGUUGAUUCGCCAUUAUACUUGGGGGGCGUGCCCACGGAGCUCAUACAUCCUGCUCUGGACAGCCGAAGUCACAAACACGGCCUAGGAGGUUGCAUAAGGGGUCUUACCAUACGAAGUGAUGAAACAAACUCUCCUGUCAGUCAAAGUGUUAAUCUCUCUGUUGCCUCCCGCCGUUCUGUUAGAGUCUACUUAGACGGCUGUCCCACCAGUGAAAGCCGGUACAACUGCAGAGGAAACGAUUCAGUGUUGGUGUAUAAUGGGAGGAAGACACAAGCCACAGAUCAUAGCCUACAGCCUUUCACUGAGUACUUGUACAGGUUUGUGGCCUUGGCUGCAGGAGGUUGGGCAGCGGGACCUUGGGAGAGAGGACGCAGCCGAAGCGAAGUACCGAGGUCUGUACCACCUCCUACCACAGUGCAGAGCUUGAAUGGCUUCAGUGCCAAGGUGAGCUGGGUGCCACCUACUGGGGACGUCAGAGGGCUGAUUGACAGAUAUGAGUUGAAGGCCUACAAUAGAGAUCAACCAGAGAUACCACCUAUCAAAGCCAUGUACCUGGCUAAUGGAAAUUUCACAGGUGUGCUGCCGGGCCUCACUCCAUCCACUCGAUACAUCAUCACUCUAAGCGCCUGUAGUCCUGUUGGCUGCACUGAGAGUCUUCUUAAUGAUAAUGGUGAUGAUAAUGAUUUGAAAUCGAGCCUCACAACCCCGGAGGAAGCUCCAGAUGUUGUCUCUCCUCCAGUUGCACUCUCUUCCCCCUCAGCCCUCUAUAUUACCUGGGAACCCCCCGCAAGGCCCAAUGGAGGCAUUACAGAAUACCUCCUCUAUCACAACAACCAAAUGGUCUACAGGGGGAAGGACCGACAACACAACAUCACUGGUCUUGGUGUCUAUUCCACCCAUGUCUUGGUACUGAGUGCAUGCACUUUAGUGGGCUGCACCAAAAGUUCACAAGUUACUAUGCUGACCUCUCAGCUUCCUCCAGGGCCCCUACACGUACCAACUCUUACCCUGCUUGACUCACGGACUAUUCUGGUGGAGUGGUCACGUCCCUCCCAGGUAAACGGCGUUUUGGAGUUCUAUUCCAUCUUCCUGGCACAUGACGGUGCAGCGCCUGUGCUAGUCUAUAACAGCUCAGAACUUUUUGAAGACCACACACUCCGCGACCUAACCCCUGGAACAGCUUACACCAUCACACUCGCUGCCUGCACAGGAGGUGGGUGUACCGUAAGCCCUCCCAGCCAGGCUCAGACUGAGGAGAGCUCCCCAGAGAAUGUCCCUGCACCGCUGGUCACACCUCUGUCCCCACAUGCACUCAACGUCAGCUGGACACCUCCUGAUACUCCGAACGGCAUUAUAACCAGCUAUGGUCUCUGGCUGGAUGGAGUGCUCAUUUUAAACUCCACUUCCUCCCUGAGGUUCUUUGUGGCGGAGGGACUUUCUCCAUGGAGCCGACACGUCCUCCGGCUGCAGGCCUGUACAGCACGAGGCUGUGGCAAAGGACCAGCGGUGGAGAUGCGUACAUUACAGAUGACCCCAGAGGGCCCUAUACUGUUGGAACUGACCAAUCAGAGCUCUCGAUCACUCCGAGCCCGCUGGACAGCCCCUCCUAGACCGAAUGGGAACCUCAGCUACACACUGUACUACAAAAGCAAAGAGGGUGACGGUGUGUUGGAUGGAAGUAUAGCAGCUGGAAGCUGGUUGUCUGUGACUGACCUACAGCCUUACACCAACUACAUCUUCUGGAUCAGAGGCUGUAACAAACAAGGUUGUGUUGAGAGCCUGCCUCUCAAUGUUACUACGCCCCCAGCAGCCCCAGAUGGGUUGUCACCUCCGAGGUUGGCUCAUAGAACUAGUGCCAGUCUGAAUGUAUCCUGGUCCGCCCCUGCUCACUCCAACGCACCAGGCCCACUCCGUUACAGCCUGCAAAUGAGGACAUCCCCUCAGAGGCCUGUGAUAAGACUUAUGGAAAACGCAACGGCUACCUUUUCCUACCAUGUAGAGGGCCUUUCACCGUACACCCAGUACAUGUUAAGAGUGGUGAUCUCGCACACACACGGGAAGACUGUCGGCCCCUGGGCGACCCUGCGCACCGCAGAGGACAGUCCAGGACCAGUAGACAGUCCAGCUGUAUCCAGGCUCCAUCCUCGAAGUGUAACAAUUACUUGGGUUCCUCCCUCUCAACCAAAUGGCAUCAUCACCAACUAUACCCUCUAUCUUUGCCCCAGCUCCACAUCAUCUUCUGAUUCCAAACCCAGCUCAGUCUCCAGCACCAGCAUGACACUUAACUCCAGCUCAGGUCGUAACCCAAGGCUAUUGCCCAACACUGAGGGUGCAUAUCUCAACUCAAGCCAUAACCUCAGGCCAACAUCCAGUCUUACCACCCCAGGCUUAAGCCGCAUCUCCAUGUCCACUGUCACCACAGGCAGUAAUGACAGCUCAAGCGCAAUCCAAGGCACUAGACCCAACCUCCUCCCUCACCCUUUCUCUAGUUUGAGUCCUGGUAGCACAGACGACAACCAGAUCGAGGCCACUGGUGUAAGCAAUACAAGCCAAGGCCCUGCUUCCAUCUCAUUCCAUCCCACUGAACCCAAUAACCCCAGUGACAGCCCCAUUUCUGGUUUCUUGAGUGCAGCUUCAGAUUCACGUUCAUCCAUUCUAUCAGUCACUCUUCCGGGGAACACAACUAGCUACACUUUCCUCGACCUACCGCCAUACCAGACCUACAGCCUCCAGGUGGAGGCAUGCACCAGUGUGGGUUGCUCAUUGUCUGGGAUGUCUCAGGACUUUCGUACCCUCCCAGCUCCCCCUGAAGGUGUUCCUGCACCUCACUUUUACUCUGACACCCCCACCUCUGUUCUCUUGUCCUGGGGUGCACCAGAGUGGAGCAAUGGACCACUAGAGCAGUGGCUGAUUGAACGCAGAGUUACUGGGAUCAAAGAAGUCUCCACAGUGGGCCAUCUCCCACCAGACCCUCCCCCUCUUUCCUUCCUGGACUCUUCAUCUGCCCUCAGUCCCUGGACUAGCUACCAGUAUCGACUUGUGCUCCAUAAUCAAGCUGGCAACACUACAGGACCCUGGGUCAAUGUCACCACCAGACCUUCUCGGCCAGCUGGUCUCAGUCCUCCGGGAGUGAAGGUCUUGGGGCCAGAGUCACUUCAGGUAACAUGGUCGUCUCCUCUAAUUCCCAAUGGAGAGAUCCAUGGCUACGAGAUCCGUCUCCCAGAACCCCGCAUCUUCCAUGACAGUGGCAAUGCUUCAGAGUUCAACAUCACAAUAACGGACCUCAUUCCAUACACAAACUAUAGUAUUACUAUGUUGGCAUGUUCCAACGGUGGUGGACAUGUUGGAGGAUGUACAGAAAGCCUGCCCACGUCUGCUACCACUUUGCCCACAAUCCCUGAAGGCCUUGAACCACUGUCUGUAGUGGCAGUCAGUGAGUCCUUUCUGGCCAUUUCCUGGCAACCACCAAGCAGGCCCAAUGGACCUAACAUCAGAUACAAGUUGCUCAGACGUAAAACCCACCAGCCCCUGGCCAUCGCCACGGUCCCCACGGUAACAGCCAUGUCCCUUCCCCCCUCUGAAGAUCUCCAUCGCUGGCUCCAUGUUUACUCCGGCACCAAAUUGUUCUACCAAGAUAAAGGCCUAAGCAGAUUCACCCGUUACCAUUACCAGUUAGUGGUACAUAAUGACGUGGGCUACUCCUCAGGAGAGAUUGUUACCGCGGUGACCAUGGCGGGGGUUCCCCACCACCCUCCUUCUCUGUCUGCCCACGCUGUCAAUCACACUGCUGUACAUGUGACCUGGACCCAACCCUCUUUGCAAGACCUACAGGGAGAGGUGGAAUCUUACUUUCUGACAAUAAUGUCUUCCCGGUUAAGUCAAAUCUUGGCUUUCCCCCCUGAGAUCAUGUCCACAGUGAUAAGUGACCUUUGGCCCAGCACCACAUAUCUAUUGUCAGUACAGGUGUCCAACGGAGCACAUAAUACAACUAAGGCAAAGGUUAACGUCACCACAGAGGAUGGAGAGCCAGACGGGAUUUCCGCCCCAGAGGUGGUUCCGGUUAACAGCAGCACAGUUCGUGUGCUUUGGUUCCCUCCUCUACGGCCCAAUGGGGCAGUUACUGGUUACUACAUCUACCUUAAUGGCCGUCUUCAUGGCAGUGUAGACAACAGCUCAGGCUCCUACCUGCUGGGCGACCUGCUGCCUUUCACUGUCUACAACGUACAGGUGGAGGUCUGUACAGUGUAUGCAUGUGUGCGGAGUAAUAUUACUCAGACAACUACUGUCGAGGACCUGCCUGCCGACUUGGCCGCGCCACACGCACACGUGAUCAAUCCCAGAGUGGUGAGGUUGGACUGGUCCUGUCCAGGCAGACCCAGUGGGAUCAUGCUGGGCUAUGAUGUUUUAAGACGGACCUUGAGGUCAUGUGCCGUUGGGUCAACGGGGGUCACACUCUCUGUGGGAGAAGAGUCAGGCGGUGUAAGGUUCAGAUGUUCGUACCUGCAGUGUCCCGCCAGUCAUGGUGUGUGUGGGAUGUCCUGCUUCCAUCCUGACAUUCAGGUUUGCUGCAGUGGGCUGCUGUACACUAAGAAACCACAUCAUCAUUGCUGUGAGGGCAGUUACCUGGGUUUGACUAAUUACUCCAAUCCGGUCUGCUGCAGUAGCAAACUGCUCCCAGCUCUCCCUGACCACCAGUGCUGUGGAGGAUACUAUAUUCAUGUAAAAACCAAUGAAAACUGCUGCCCUGACCACAAGCAGGGCCGGGUCUCAGUAGGGCUGGGUGACAGCUGCUGUGGGGGGUUUCCUUACUCCAUGAAAGGCGGCCAGCUUUGCUGUAGUGGGAGCCUCCACGAUGGCUAUGGGGUCCGAUGCUGUGGAGGCCGUAUUGCAGAUGAUACUCUGGUGUGCUGCGGUGAUGCUGAGAGGGGUGAAGUGCACACAUAUACCCCAGGUUUUGUCUGCUGUGGUCAGGAGUAUAUAAACUCUUCAACCUCUCUGUGCUGUGUGAGUAAUGACGGAUAUCCCACCAUGCACCCUGCUGGCAAUGCCACAGUGACACUGCAGUGCUGUGGGUCAAAGGUCAUACAUCAGGAGGAGGAGUGCUGCAAUGGGAUUGGCUACGACCCUCAACGACACGUGUGUGCAGAUGAACCCACACCCGGCCUGUUGAUACAGCACCAGUGUUUGCAGGGCGCCGUGUGUCCUGUAGCUGCAGCUUCUACAGCUUACUGUGGCUCGUGUGACCUCGAUCCAUCUACGAACGCCUGCACAUGGGUCCUGUCUGCGCACAAACACCCUGAUAAACCCUCCACAACAUACUCACCUUCCCUCAACACCACUCAUGAAACUCUCACUAGGGGCCUGUCUACAAAUACAAACAGAAGUGAUAACACAUACAAAAUGGCAGAGGCAUACAGUCACACACACACUGAGAACCUGUGUCCAUCUCAUGAGGAGGUAGUGUACAGCAGAGAUGCCAACAGAUACACCUAUACAGGUAAUUGUGUGUGUUCGGUGGAAAACAAUAGGCUAAACUUUAAAUGACCAAACUUGUACUUUUCCAUAGUAAUUAGCAUAGCUUAUGU